Symbiodinium necroappetens is the source of this 989-nucleotide messenger RNA. The record is from the annotation of a GenBank genome assembly. Lineage: Eukaryota; Dinophyceae; Suessiales; Symbiodiniaceae.
AUGGCUAUCAUCCCUAUCCCCGAAGGCUACGUGCCCGUCUUCGCCUUCAGCUUGUGCCCGCCUUCGGGGAUUUAUUUCCAGCUGGCCGUCUUCCUAUUCGACAUGGUGAACGACCUCCUCCAGAUCGGCACCUUUCUCCUGCACGGAGACUGGUGGUUUGGAGCCUUCAUAGCCUUCUUCGUGCUCCUCAGCUCUCUGCUCACGGUCGCGUUCAUGACAGAAGAGAGCAGCCUGAAGCGGUUCGAUCCCCUGGGCGAAGCCCGGCUCUGCUUGGCUCGCGGAGUGCCGACCAAGGCUUGGGAGGGGAUGCUCGGGGCGGAGCGACUCGCCGAAGCCCCGAGCACGGGGCUCAUCGGCCCUUACGGCGCGUCCCUGCUCCAGCUGACACCGCUGCAGGCAGCCAGCUGCCUUUAUGGGCUAUACAGCUCCGCCAAGGCCAUGGCCGAGGGCAAACUGCAGGAAGAGGUAAAACGUGGCGCGGAUGCAGAAGUGUAUGCACUGAAAGCCGUUCGUCCCUUCAAGACCGCUAUGUGCUCCGUCUGGUACGGGGCCGCCUAUGCUGCGGAGCUGGCGGCAUUUGCAGUGGCGAGCGCCGUCUUGCACCCGCUCGUCACGAUGCCGGGGUACCUCCUCGGGGCAGUGGCGAACGGCGCAGCAGCCUGGUUUGCUGGAUCGCCGGAGUUUCUCGAAGAAGCUAUUUUCUCUUGCCUCGGGGUUGGCUUGGCCAUGGCAGGUCUCCAGACGAACAUUUUCUUCAAGCCCAAAGCAACAGCACCGGGGGGAGCAAAGGGCCCCGGAUGGAUUCCAGCGCUUUGCAUCUUUGUCCGCUUCAUAGCCUGGACGGCCCUUUGCUUCCUGGAUCUCCCACGCGGCCUUGUUUCCCUGGGGUCGCUGUCGCGCCCCAUGGGCCUCCCGGUGCUCCGGGCAAAAUUCCUGGAGCCGGCCGCGGCUUGUUUUGAGGCUAUUGCCUGUUUCACAUCUCAUUUCUG